GAGGCCGGAGCAGGACGCCACGAGGCGAGAGCCACCAACUGUUUCCUCCGCGCCGCCGCCUACAACGACCACUUCACGUGCCCUAUCUUUCUCCGCCUGUUCACGGCUCCAUCUCCCGUGGACAUGGAGGCCAAGAAGAAGUCGCAGCCCGCCCCCGCCGGAGCCAGAGCCGCGCCGCCGCCGGCCAACGAUUACUUCAGCGCCGUCUUCUCCGCGCCGCCUGCGGGAACUGCGAGAGACGCAAAGCAGGCGGACUUGUAUGUGAUGCUGAACAAGGCGAGCACCAGAGGGCAGAAUGGCGUUGGCACUUCAGGUAAUGGAAAAUCCCAAGGCCGCACCGCAUACAAGGAUGGAAAACAUGUUUAUCCAAAUGAGUCAUCAGAAUCCCCUUAUUUUGGCUCUUCCGUGCAUUACGGCGGUCGGGAAUUCUAUGGCAGCUCUCCACAACAGCAGCCCAAUGAACCCCCAAGAAAUUAUAAGGAUGACAAUCCGGAUGGCUCUCUUGCUACUAGAGGUGAUUGGUGGCAAGGUUCACUGUAUUACUGAAUAAUCUGCCGAGGACUCUCCUUUUGUGAACAAGGAAUAAAAGGAAUGGAGCUGAGCUUGGUUCGCUAUAGUGUUGAACUGUUGACAUGAGCCGUCAGGUAUCGGAAAUCAUAGUUGGAAGUUGCAACCACAUCCGUUCUGUCGGUGGAGGCAGUAUUUAGAUGCAUCAUCUCACCUGGACAGAUGUCGGUAGUGCCUUCUCAUUUUUCCUUUUCUCCGUUUGUCCCUGUGAUUUUAGUUGCAACACUGAUGGACUGUUAGAGCAGUAGGAAGUAGUUUCAUAAACAGUUGCCAAAGAGUAGCAACUCGCAGGAUCACCUGCUAUAUGUACCGUGUGUUUACUCAAGUGGAUUCCGUUUGUCC
This is a messenger RNA of Phragmites australis (common reed), 909 nucleotides long. RefSeq lists its product as uncharacterized. Bases 124 to 546 code for a protein of 140 amino acids. Lineage: Eukaryota; Viridiplantae; Streptophyta; Magnoliopsida; Poales; Poaceae. The transcript is spliced from 6 exons. The record is from RefSeq and is a predicted model, not a curated record.